This is a messenger RNA of Cavia porcellus (domestic guinea pig), 2321 nucleotides long. It is a transcript of the gene Nr2f6, whose product is annotated as nuclear receptor subfamily 2 group F member 6. The transcript is spliced from 5 exons. The record is from RefSeq and is a predicted model, not a curated record. Gene Ontology annotation, biological process: cell differentiation; anatomical structure development; negative regulation of transcription by RNA polymerase II. Bases 721 to 2106 code for a protein of 461 amino acids. Gene Ontology annotation, molecular function: zinc ion binding; nuclear receptor activity; RNA polymerase II cis-regulatory region sequence-specific DNA binding. Lineage: Eukaryota; Metazoa; Chordata; Mammalia; Rodentia; Caviidae.
CCGCCCCGCCCCCGGCCCCCGCCCGCCCCGCGGAGGGAACGCGGUGUCAAACCGGCCGCUGCGCGAGGCCGGCGCGGGGUUGGCAGCGCGGGUGAGGCGCGGCGAGGGCGAGGCUCAGCUAAGCGCAGGCCUAGGCCGGCAGCCCGGGGGCCGCAACUUGGAAGGCGCCGACCCGCGGCCGUACAGGCCCCAAGCGGCCGCAGCGGGCCAUCGGGGAUCGCGGGGUGAGCCGGGGUGCGCGGGGAGACCCGGCACCGCCCCUCCCCCUCGCCGCGGGCGGCCGCGCAACUUGCGGCCAAACUUUCCCCACCCCCCCCCCCCCCGGCCGGGCGCGCGCCGAUGGAGCCCAGCUGAGUCCGCAGCGGCCCCGCAGGCCCCAGGGCGACCCGCGCACGCCAGCACGGUCAUGGCCCGCGCGCCCCCACCGGGAUCCCUGGUCGGCGGGGCGCGACCUCGGGGAGUCCGCGGCCUGCGCCCCUAGCGCACCACCCCCCCCGCGCCGGCCCAGCGCGCGCGUGGGAAAGUUGGCCUGGAACCGGCCCGACCAGUUCCGCCCAGCGCGCGGACCGGCCGCAGGAAGUUGCUGCAAAACUUUUCUCGGGGGCGCAACCGUGCCGCCCCCUGCUUCGCCGCGCGCCCGGCCCCCCGCAGCCUCGGGCUGCCGCCUGCAGGGAGGCGCGAGCAGGGGGCGCCACGGCCCCGCCGCCUGCCCCGGGGGCUAUGGCCAUGGUGACCGGAGGCUGGGCCGGGCCCGGCGGCGACGCGAACGGCGUGGACAAAGCGGGCGGCUACCCGCGCGCGGCCGAGGAGGACUCGGCCUCGCCCCCUGGGGCAGCCAGCGACGCGGAGCUCGGCGACGAGGAGCGGCCGGGGCUGCAGGUGGACUGUGUGGUGUGCGGGGACAAGUCGAGUGGCAAGCACUACGGCGUCUUCACCUGCGAGGGCUGCAAGAGCUUCUUCAAGCGCAGCAUCCGCCGCAACCUCAGCUACACCUGCCGGUCCAACCGUGACUGUCAGAUAGACCAGCAUCACCGGAACCAGUGCCAAUACUGCCGCCUCAAGAAGUGCUUCCGGGUGGGCAUGCGGAAGGAGGGGCUGCAGGAAUCCAAUUAUGCCCUGCCUGCUGCUGCAGAGGCCGCGGUGCAGCGCGGCCGCAUCCCGCAUGCGCUGCCAGGCGCCGCCCCGCCCACUGCUGGCAGCCCUCCGGGCUCAGCGCUGACCGCAGGCGGGGACGCUUUCCCGGGGCCGCCGGUGUCCGAGCUGAUCGCGCAGCUGCUGCGUGCUGAGCCCUACCCCGCGGCGGCCGGGCGCUUCGGCGGCGGUGCGGUGCUGGGCAUCGACAACGUGUGUGAGCUGGCGGCGCGCCUGCUCUUCAGCACCGUGGAGUGGGCACGCCACGCGCCCUUCUUCCCCGAGCUGCCGGUCGCCGACCAGGUAGCGCUGCUGCGCCUCAGCUGGAGCGAGCUCUUCGUGCUCAAUGCCGCGCAGGCCGCGCUGCCGCUGCACACCGCAUCGCUGCUGGCUGCCGCCGGGUUGCACGCCGCGCCCAUGGCCGCCGAGCGGGCCGUGGCCUUCAUGGACCAGGUGCGCGCCUUCCAGGAGCAGGUGGACAAGCUGGGCCGUCUGCAGGUGGACUCGGCAGAGUAUGGCUGCCUCAAGGCCAUCGCCCUCUUCACGCCAGCAGCCCGAGCCCCACUACAUUGUGUACCCUACUGGCGUCUAAGAACCCGUCCUGCCUCGAGAGGCCCCGCUCUGAUGCAGCCCUGUCUGCAGAUGCCUGCGGCCUGUCAGACCCAGCACAUGUGGAGAGUCUGCAGGAGAAGGCGCAGGUGGCGCUCACCGAGUACGUGCGCGCCCAAUACCCGACGCAGCCCCAGCGCUUCGGCCGCCUGCUGCUGCGCUUGCCUGCCCUGCGCGCCGUUCCCGCGUCACUCAUCUCGCAGCUGUUCUUCAUGCGCCUGGUGGGGAAGACGCCCAUUGAGACGCUCAUCCGCGACAUGCUGCUGUCGGGGAGCACCUUCAGUUGGCCCUACGGCGCUGGCCAGUGAUGCGUGCCCACCGUUUUUAAAGAACGCGAGACGUUUGUCCUUUCCGUUUUUUAAAUGAUCAAAAACCAAAAAGACGGAGCUCCCGAACCACCUCGUGCCCAUGGCAUCCCCAGCCAGGGUGUGGUGACAGCCCUGUCCCUGGUCCCUCAGCAUGAACCGUGGGUGGCAAGCAGGCGGGCAUCGCGGAAUGCCCGGGGUCUGGAGUGGACACCGGCGUGGGACCCUUCGACGUGGACAAAUCAGGCUGAUAAUAAAGACGAUUUUUACCGCUCA